This is a messenger RNA of Silurus meridionalis, 726 nucleotides long. RefSeq names its product polymerase (DNA-directed), epsilon 4, accessory subunit (gene pole4). The transcript has 4 exons. Gene Ontology annotation, cellular component: epsilon DNA polymerase complex; nucleus. The record is from RefSeq and is a predicted model, not a curated record. Bases 93 to 470 code for a protein of 125 amino acids. NCBI's taxonomy places the organism in Eukaryota, Metazoa, Chordata, Actinopteri, Siluriformes, Siluridae. Gene Ontology annotation, molecular function: protein heterodimerization activity.
UGAUGGAAGAGAAGUAGCGCGCUUUCAAACCGCGUGUUUCCGGUGUGUGUGUGUGUGUGUGUGUGUGUGUUCGUGUUCAGCUCUCGGUGGAAAUGGCUACAGGAGUAGGGGCGAGUGUUUCCUCCUCAGAGCCGGAGUUUGAACGAACUGAAGGGGAAAUGCGGGGGACUGAUCCCGAGGAGGAGAACAGCGCACACACCGGCCCUGUCCCCGGCCCUCAACACCGCCUCGCUAAAUUACCCCUGUCCCGCAUUAAAGCCCUCAUGAAGGCGGACCCGGACCUGAGCCUGGCCAGUCAGGAAUCUGUGUUUAUCAUAGCUAAAGCCACGGAGCUGUUUGUGGAAAUGAUUGCCAAGGAUGCACUUGUUUAUGCACAGCAAGGAAAAAGGAAAACCCUGCAGAGGAAAGAUCUGGACAAUGCCAUUGAAGCAGCAGAUGAGUUUGCGUUUCUUGAGGGUACCUUGGACUAACUGUCACCUGCCUUCCUGUAAUAAAACUGAUAUUUUGUUUAUUUUUGUACAGUUUGGACUGGGAAACACUCUUUUCAGGACCAACGGGGUUGUUUGUCUUUUUUUUUUUUUUUUUUUUUUUUUUUAUGAACAUGUACAGUCUAGAAUAUAUUGAUAACUCUGUGAGGUUUCAUCUGUGAAGUGUCAGUUUUAUUUGUGAAUAUUACUGUGCCUUUGCAAAGUAUUUUAAUGUUGAAAUAAAAUCCUCUUAUUAUUA